AUGGCCGUUGGGCCGCAGGCACCGCCGGGCUCCGCGCCCAGACCCCGCCAGGUGAUCAUCCCCGCCGGCACUGUGGACGAGAACGACACCACCGUGCUGGACGUGCCGCCGGGCAGCCCGCUGGAGCAGCCGCAGCGCGUCAUCAUCCCGCCCGGCACCGUGCACACCGACGAGACCAUGGUCGUGGUGGUCCCCGCCCCGCGAGUCAUGGCCUCGCCGCCGCGCCACGACGCGGCGGCCGCAGCCGCGGCAGCAGCAGCCGCGGCCGCGGAGCGUGAGCGCCGCGAGGCAGCCGAGCGUGUGCAGAACGCCAAGCUGGCGUACGCAGAGUUCCUGUCCGGCCGCCAGGACAAGGAGGCCGAGCGCCUGCGCCGCAUCCUGCUGUACGACCUGCCGCCCACCCUCCCUUACGAGGAGUACACCGAGACGCAGGCUCGGAGGGCUGAGCGGGAUCUCUGGGAGGCCGAAAUGCCCGAAAUACCUGACAUCGACGACGUCGAGGUCGAGGCGCAGCCCUACCGCCUGCAGAUGUCGAUGAACAUCGAGGAGUUCCCCGCCUCCGCCAAUGCUGGGCCAGCCUCGUACCAGGGCACGUUCACGUCCCCGACGUCCAACUACACCACGCCUUCCUUCAGCUCGCCUCCGCCCCAGUUCCAAGACUUCUCGUCGCCAGGGCCGCCCACGCCACCGUCACCACCAGCCUGGACGCGAGGAGGGUUUGAAGAGAUGAUGGGCGAGUACGGUACCGACCUGAGCGACAUCGAGCCCCCCGACUCCUUCUACGGCGAGGACGCGGGUUGGGAGCCACCGCCACCACCGCCGCCCCUCAUCGCCCCGCCCCCCGAGGAAGACCACAUCAUACCUCAGUUGUCUCCGCCACGCUACGUGUACCAGCGGCCCGCGCCCCACGACCCCGGAGACCUCAUGUGGGAUUGGGAUGAGCCACCCAGGCCAGUGUUUGAGUUGCCUAUAAUGCCGGAGCCCGAACCUUACUCAGCAGAACUUUUCAGGCUGGUAAGACUUUAAACUAUCUCAAAGACCCUGAACCAAAGAAUAAACAAACGGAAACCAUU
This is a messenger RNA of Frankliniella occidentalis (western flower thrips), 1073 nucleotides long. RefSeq names its product WW domain-binding protein 11-like. The transcript is spliced from 5 exons. The record is from RefSeq and is a predicted model, not a curated record. The coding region runs from base 1 to 1026 and encodes 341 amino acids. NCBI's taxonomy places the organism in Eukaryota, Metazoa, Arthropoda, Insecta, Thysanoptera, Thripidae.